Molecule: messenger RNA, 366 nt
Organism: Asparagus officinalis (garden asparagus)
Lineage: Eukaryota; Viridiplantae; Streptophyta; Magnoliopsida; Asparagales; Asparagaceae
Product: nuclear transcription factor Y subunit C-2-like
Exons: 1
Coding region: 1-366 (121 amino acids)
Biological process (GO): regulation of DNA-templated transcription
Cellular component (GO): nucleus
Molecular function (GO): protein heterodimerization activity; DNA-binding transcription activator activity, RNA polymerase II-specific
Source: RefSeq, a predicted model, not a curated record
AUGAGGCAAGCGGGUGCUUACUCCGGCAUACUCUCCGGCGGUAUAUCGGGCCGAACCGGCCCACACUCGCUUCCUCUCGCAAGGAUCAAGAAGAUAAUGAAGAGGUCGGGGGAGGACGUGAAGAUGAUAUCGGGCGAGGCCCCGAUAGUUUUCUCGAAGGCGUGCGAGCUGUUUAUAGAGGAGAUCACGGUGAGGUCGUGGAUGGUGACGCUACAGGGGAAGAGGAGGACGCUGCAUAAGGAGGACGUGGCGGCAGCGGUGGCGGCGACCGACGUGUUUGAUUUUCUUGUUGAGAUGGUGGGGAGUAAGGGUGGGGUCAAUGGUGGUGGUGAAAGUAGCGAAAUAGUAGUUAAGCUUGAGUCAUAG